This is a messenger RNA of Papilio polytes (common Mormon), 1283 nucleotides long. RefSeq names its product retinaldehyde-binding protein 1 (gene Cralbp). The transcript has 7 exons. Gene Ontology annotation, cellular component: membrane. The coding region runs from base 87 to 1088 and encodes 333 amino acids. Lineage: Eukaryota; Metazoa; Arthropoda; Insecta; Lepidoptera; Papilionidae. Gene Ontology annotation, molecular function: phosphatidylinositol bisphosphate binding. The record is from RefSeq and is a predicted model, not a curated record.
GUGCGGCAAAGCGAACGAGCGCUCGCGACUUAUACUUAAAUAUCAAUAAGAGAAAAAACACCUAAAGAAUCAGACGAAAUUGUAAAAUGCAGUCGGCAAGUGUGUUGCUUACUGUGGGUACAACGUGGGGUACUGGCAAUGAGAAACGUGAGGAAGAUCUUAUGAGCCAUACACCCGGCAAACAUAUGGCGGUCGCGGCCCGAGAGCUACGAGAAACACCAUCGACCAGAGAACAGGCCCUCAAGAUCAUGAGGGAAUGGAUACAGAAGAACCAUGAUAUAAGAAACGUGAGACAAGAUGACAACUUUUUAUUACGGUUCCUUCGGCAUAAGAAAUACAGUAUACCAAUGGCCCAGCAGACAUUGUUGAAAUAUCUGAGCUUAAGGAAAUAUUACCCGGAGUGUUUCACUAACCUCGAUCACGACGAGGCUAGAGUUGCUGAAAUAUUGGACAGCGGGUACAUAGUGGUGUCACCGGUACGUGACAACAUGGGACGACGAGUCAUCGUUUAUAACAUGAGUCAUUUCAAUGCUAACAAAUUCACUUGCUGGGAUAUGUGUCGGGUACAUAUCGUGGUGUAUGAGAGCCUGUUGGACGACCCAGUAGACCAGAUAAUGGGUUUCACACACGUCGGUGAAGGUACAGGAUUGACCGCCGCCCACAUCACCGCCUGGAACCCAACUGAUUUCGCUAGAAUAUUAAAGUGGGGAGAGCAAUCACUUCCAAUUCGACACAAGGAGUUUCAUCUCGUUAAUAUACCGUCCGGAAUUAAGUAUAUCGUCGAUUUUGCUAUGAGCAAAGUCUCAUCGAAAAUGACCCAAAGACUUAAUAUUCACACAAAUCUCAAACAACUGCAUAAGAGUAUGAAUGUUGCAUGUUUACCGACGAUAUAUGGAGGACCGUUGCAACUUCAAGACAUGAUCUCUCACACAAGACAGUUGCUCUCAGACCAGAAGAAGAAACUCCUAGCUUUAGACGAUAUGGAGAUCCUGAGCACAAGAGGAAUCACAUCUUCUAGAAGCAGGCCAGUUAUCAAAGAUGGAACCGUUUCAAUAGAAGGGAGUUUCAGAAAAUUGGACAUAGAUUAAGCUAAUAAAUGUGUAAAUCUUAAUGUAUUUAUAAGUAUAAGAUUUAAUUUAAGGAAAUAGUAACAUUUUGAGCUUACAAAAUGUUAAAAAACGAGUAAUUCCAAAAUGUUUGAUAGUUAUCAUGACAAUUGUUUCUGUUCGUUGGGUAAAUAAUAAUAAUUUGUUAAUAAUUGACUACUGGGAGUAAAUAAAAAU